CAAAAAUUACCAAACUAACCUUCGAAAACCCUCGUGAAAAAACAAGCAAACGGACCAAAAAAACACACAAUUGAACCUGACCAUGACUAUAGCCCUAUUUGACCAAUUUAUAAGCCCAAAACUUCUUUUUAUCCCACUUCUAUUACCAGCUAUAGCACUUCCAGCACUUUUAAUCCCUAUACCUAAAAACCGCCUCUCCAAAAACCGUCUCAUAUCAAUUUACUUAUCCAUCACCAAGCCCUUUGUCAAACAACUGAUAUUACCUAUCAAUUUACCAGGACACAAAUGAACCUCUAUCCUACUUAUACUAAUAAUCUACCUUACAACACUUAACACACUAGGACUCCUCCCAUAUACAUUUACACCAACAACCCAAUUAUCAAUAAACAUAGGGCUCGCCAUUCCCCUAUGAUUAGCCACAGUACUACUAGGCAUACGAAAUCAACCAACAGCCUCAUUAGCCCAUUUAUUACCCGAAGGAACACCAACCCCACUAAUUCCAAUUCUUAUCAUAAUCGAAACAGUCAGUUUAUUUAUUCGCCCACUUGCCCUAGGAGUACGACUAACCGCUAACCUAACCGCAGGUCACCUUCUAAUUCAACUAAUCUCUAUAACUACCUUUACACUUGUUUCAUCAACAAGCAUUCUUAUAAUCCCAGCCCUGCUCCUACUACUAAUAUUAUCAAUCUUAGAAAUUGCCGUAGCCAUUAUUCAAGCCUACGUGUUUACCCUCCUUCUAAGCCUAUAUUUACAAGAAAACACAUAAUGACCCACCAAUCACACGCCUACCACAUAGUUGACCCAAGCCCGUGACCAUUAACAGGCGCUACAGCAGCCCUACUAAUAACAUCAGGUUUAGCCACUUGAUUUCACUUCAACAACAAGACCCUAAUAUAUCUCGGACUAAUUAUCCUACUCCUAACCAUACUCCAAUGAUGACGAGAUAUUAUUCGUGAAAGUACCUAUCAAGGUCACCACACAACAUUGGUCCAAAAAGGACUCCGCUACGGAAUAAUUUUGUUCAUUACAUCCGAAGUUUUCUUUUUCCUAGGCUUUUUUUGAGCCUUUUAUCACUCUAGUCUUGCCCCUACCCCAGAACUUGGAGGAUUUUGACCACCAAACGGUAUUAAUCCAUUAAACCCAUUUGAAGUGCCACUACUAAAUACAGCAGUCCUUCUAGCCUCUGGCGUAACAGUAACUUGAGCACAUCACUCUAUUAUAGAGGGCCACCGAAAAGAGGCAAUCCAAGCCCUAACAAUUACCCUAUUACUUGGACUGUACUUCACAGCCCUACAAGCAAUAGAAUAUUACGAAGCACCAUUCGCAAUCUCUGACUCAGUCUAUGGCUCAACCUUCUUUGUCGCAACCGGCUUUCAUGGACUUCAUGUUAUUAUUGGGUCAACAUUCCUUCUAGUUUGCCUAAUCCGUCAAAUCAUAUUUCAUUUUACAACCAGCCACCACUUUGGAUUUGAAGCUGCCGCUUGAUACUGGCACUUCGUAGAUGUUGUUUGACUGUUCCUAUAUGUAUCAAUUUACUGAUGAGGCUCUUGUUCUUCUAGUAUCAAUAGUACAAGUGAUUUCCACUCACUAGGGCCCAGACACCACUGAGGAAGAACAAUAAACAUCAACAUUAUACUUCUAAUCACCGCCAUCAUCUCAACAAUUCUCAUAUUAGUUAACUUCUGAAUCUCACAAAUAACCCCAGACCAUGAAAAACUAUCACCAUAUGAAUGCGGAUUUGACCCAAUAGGAACGGCACGCCUUCCAUUCUCUCUACGCUUUUUCCUUAUCGCAAUUCUUUUUCUACUAUUUGACUUAGAAAUCGCCCUUUUACUUCCUACCCCAUUAGCCAUCAACCUCUCAUCUCCGAUUACUACAAUAACCUGAAUCUCCACUAUCCUUAUACUUCUAACGCUAGGCCUAAUCUAUGAAUGACAAAAAGGCGGCCUUGAAUGAGCCGAAUGAGGGACUAGUCUAACUAAGAUUACUAAUUUCGACUUAGUCGAUUCCGCUUUAUACAGCGGGGACCCUAAAUGACAUCAACGGCCUUUUUACUUACCUCAGCCUUCCUACUAUGUACUAUUGGACUGUCUCUCAACCGAACACAUUUCAUUUCAGCCCUACUAUGCAUUGAAGGUAUAAUACUCACAAUAUUUAUAUUUCUAGCCCUACUAACAGUAACCCAUCAAACCACAACCAUAGCAUCAAGCCCAAUUAUAAUCCUAUCCUUCUCUGCCUGUGAAGCUGGCAUAGGAUUGGCUCUACUAGUUGCAACAUCACGUACACACGCAACAGAUCACCUAAAAAACUUUAAUCUCCUACAAUGUUAAAAAUCAUUAUCCCAACACUUCUAAUAAUCCCAAUAACCUCCAUCCUGAAACCAAAAUUACUUUUUAAUGCAACAGCUACAUACUCAAUCUUACUGGCCAUAGUCAGUUUAUCUUGACUAAACCACCCAACUACCUCAAACCUAACACUAUUAACCCCAUACACAGGACUUGACAUGAUCUCAGCCCCAUUAACCAUCUUAUCCUGCUGACUACUCCCACUUAUAAUUUUAGCAAGCCAACAUCACAUCAGCACAGAACCCAUCCAACGAAAACGGACCUUUUUAAUAACACUUAUCUUCCUCCAAGUUACCCUAAUACUAACAUUCUCCGCCACAGAACUAACCCUAUUUUAUAUCUUAUUUGAAACAACCCUCAUUCCAACCCUUAUCCUCAUCACCCGAUGAGGCGGACAAGCAGAACGCCUAACUGCCGGAAUUUAUUUUCUUUUCUACACAUUAUUAGGUUCAAUACCACUACUAAUCGCAAUCCUAUAUUUUUACACAACAAAAACAACCACUUCAAUAGACAUAAUAACCAUCUUUCAAUCAGAACCAAAUACACUCCUUUGAAUGUCAUGUAUAUUAGCCUUCCUAGUGAAAAUACCACUCUAUGGAUUUCACCUAUGACUUCCAAAAGCCCACGUAGAAGCUCCAAUUGCCGGCUCAAUAGUUCUUGCAGCAAUUUUACUAAAACUUGGAGGAUAUGGCAUCAUCCGAAUUAUCCCAAACUUCGCACACCCAACCCCUUCACUCUGUUACCCAUUCAUUACCCUUGCCUUAUGAGGCCUAAUCAUGACCAGUGCUACCUGCCUCCGCCAAACCGACCUAAAAUCACUCAUUGCUUAUUCAUCCGUAGGCCACAUAGGACUAGUCAUCAGUGCCUCCAUAAUCCAAACACCAUGAAGUAUUUCCGGCGCAAUUGCUCUAAUAAUUGCACAUGGCCUUACAUCAUCCGCACUCUUCUGUCUUGCCAACACCAACUAUGAACGAACACACAGUCGCACCCUGCUAUUUGCCCGAGGCCUACAACUUAUCCUCCCUAUUAUAGCAACCUGAUGACUACUCACCUGCCUUAUAAACCUUGCCCUUCCACCAACCAUCAACCUCAUUAGCGAACUAACAAUCAUUACAUCACUCUUCAACUGAUCUCCACUUACUAUUAUCCUAACUGGUCUUGGAACUCUUAUCACCGCCGCUUACUCCCUGUAUAUAUUCUUAUCCACACAACACGGAAAAACUACCCAAAGCGCCCUAUCAACACACCCAACACACACCCGCGAGCACCUCCUAUUAGCCAUACAUAUUCUCCCAAUACUAGCUCUUAUACUAAAACCAGAACUGAUCUUAGGCUAGUCAGUAUAGUUUAACCAAAACAUUAGGCUGUGGCUCUAAAAACAGAAGCUAAAACCUUCUUACGGACCAAGGCGUUAAACAGAGAACCGCUAACUCUCUAAACUGAGACUAAGCCCUCAGACCCCUUUCUUUUAAAGGACAGUAGACAUCCAUUGACCUUAGGAGUCAAAACCCUUGGUGCAACUCCAAGUAAAAGGACAUUACUAAUUUAUUUACUCACACCUCUAUUGUAACCACCAUACUCAUCCUGUUAUUCCCAAUUAUUACAACCAUGAAUCCAACACCCUUAAAUCCAAAUUGACAUGUUUCCAAGGCCAAAAUAGCAGUCAAAAUAGCAUGAAUUGUCAGCAUACUCCCACUACUUAUCUUCAACCUUCACGGUGUGGAAACCACUAUAACAAGCCUAAAAUGACUUACCAUCACAAACUUUAACAUCAACUUGAGCAUCAUACUAGACCAAUACUCCACCAUAUUUAUCCCAACCUCACUAUUUAUCACAUGAUCAAUUCUAGAAUUCUCUGCCUGGUACAUAAAAACAGACCCACAAAUUAACAAAUUCUUCAAGUACUUAAUCCUAUUCUUACUAGCCAUACUUACUUUAGUUAUUUCCAACAAUUUAAUAUUACUCUUUAUCGGCUGAGAAGGGGUUGGAAUUAUAUCCUUUCUACUAAUUGGAUGAUGAUUCUCACGAACAGACGCAAACUCAUCCGCCCUACAGGCAGUCAUUUAUAACCGUAUUGGAGACAUUGGGCUAAUCAUAACCCUUGCCUGACUAGCCAUAUUUACAUCAACCUGAGAACUCCAAGAGCUAAUAGCUGAACCAAACAAAUUACAAACACUCCCACUUUUAGGCCUUCUACUUGCAGCAAUAGGAAAAUCUGCCCAAUUCUUCUUUCACCCAUGACUUCCAGCAGCAAUAGAAGGCCCAACCCCAGUAUCUGCCCUACUUCACUCAAGCACUAUAGUCGUUGCCGGUGUUUUCCUAUUAAUUCGACUUCACCCACUAUUACAAACAAACACAAAAAUUCUAUCCAUUUGUCUCUGUAUUGGAGCAAUUACAACACUAUUUGCCGCCACCUGCGCUCUAACACAAAAUGAUAUCAAAAAAAUUAUCGCCUUCUCAACAUCCAGCCAGCUUGGCCUCAUAAUAGUAACAAUCGGACUUAAUCAACCACAACUAACCUUUUUCCACAUUUCAACACACGCCUUCUUUAAAGCUAUACUAUUUCUUUGCUCAGGCGCACUUAUCCACAGCCUAAAAGAAGAACAAGACAUUCGAAAAAUAGGCUCAACAAAAACCACCCUACCAAUCUCAACAACCUGCUUAACUAUCGGCAACCUUGCUAUCAUAGGAACACCAUUUUUAGCCGGAUUUUAUUCAAAAGACACAAUCAUCGAAACAAUAAACUCCUCCCAUUUAAACGCCUGAGCCCUCCUCCUAACCUUAGCAGCUACUAUCCUCACUGCCGCCUAUACCCUACGAAUCAUUUUUUUUGUACAAAUAGGCUACACACGCUCAGCACCAAUCACCCCAAUUAAUGAAAACAACCCUACUUUAACACAACCAAUUGUCCGUCUUGCAGUAGCAAGCAUUAUUGUCGGACUACUUAUUACCCUAACAAUAUUCCCAAUCAAAACCACAACAAUAACCAUACACACACUAACAAAACUCUCCGCACUAACCAUUACAAUCAUAGGCCUAAUCUUUGCUUUAGAACUAGCAAUUAAAACAACAACCCUCACAAAAAGCAACCCAAAUAAACUAUUUUAUUUAUCUAACCAACUCGGAUUUUUCAACACAAUUCUACACCGUACCCAACCAAAAACAACACUAUCUUUAGGACAAAACCUAUCCACUCACAUUAACGACUUACUAUGAUAUGAAAAAGCGGGUCCAAAACUCACUACAACACUAAACACAAUUAUAGCAACCCACACCUCAAAUGCCAACAAAGGAAUAAUAAAAGCCUACCUAACAGCCUUCAUCACCCUUUUAACUCUACUAUUAAUAUUAAUCAAACUCUAAAUCUCACGCAAGCUCCCUCGAUAACUACCACUAGCUACCUCCAAUACCACAAACAAUACUAACAACAAACUAUACCCACAAACUAACAAACACAAACCUCCACAAGAAUAUAACAAAACAGAACCCCCCAAAUCUAUACGAACCACAAAUGACCCUAAAACAUCAACUGUAGCUACACCAAACCCACUAAAAUUAGACCCAUCCAAAUAACAUAGGGCCAAAACAAAGACUAAUAUUACCCCUCCAAUAAAAUACACAAAGACACCCAAACUUCCUCACGCUUCCGGAUAUGGUUCAGAUGCAAGAGCUACAGAAUACGCAAAUACUACUAACAUUCCCCCCAAAUAAAUUAUAAACAACAUCAAAGAUAAAAAAGAAACUCCAGAAACUACUAAAACACAACAGCCUACCAAAGACGACAAAACCAACCCAACAACACCAAAAUAUGGUGACGGAUUAGAGGCCACAGAAACAACACCAAUAAUCAAACAAAACCCCAAAAAAAUAGUAAUAUACAUCAUAACUUUAACCUGGACCAAACCAAGACCAUGAUAUCAAAAUCACCGUUGUAUUCAACCUUUAAAGCAAAUGACAACAAACCUACGAAAAACCCACCAAAUUUUAAAAAUUAUUAACAACUCCUUUAUUGAUCUACCCUCCCCAUCCAACAUCUCUGCCUGAUGAAACUUUGGAUCUCUCCUAGGAAUAUGCCUCAUUAUCCAAAUCUCUACAGGGCUAUUCCUGGCAAUACACUACACAGCCGACACAGUUUCAGCUUUCUCAUCUAUCGCCCACAUCUGUCGUGAUGUUCAGCACGGCUGACUUAUCCGAAACAUCCACGCCAACGGAGCCUCAAUCUUCUUCAUCUGCAUUUACGCCCACAUCGCCCGAGGACUCUACUACAACUCCUUUACUUUUAAAGAAACAUGAAACACUGGUGUCCUACUAUUACUACUAGUUAUAGCCACAGCCUUCGUUGGAUACGUCCUACCCUGAGGCCAAAUAUCGUUCUGAGGUGCAACCGUUAUCACAAACCUACUCUCUGCUAUCCCAUACAUCGGAAUAACACUAGUAGAGUGGCUUUGAGGAGGAUUUUCAGUUGACAAAGCAACCCUAACACGAUUUUUCGCCUUCCACUUCAUUAUCCCAUUUAUCAUUGCCGCUAUAGCCAUACUACACCUACUCUUCCUACACGAAACAGGAUCAAAUAACCCAACAGGCCUAUCUUCCAACUCAGAUAAAGUCCCAUUCCAUCCGUACUUUUCAUUUAAGGACUUACUUGGAGCUGCUAUUACCCUACUAAUUCUAUUAGCACUGGCCUUAUUUACCCCAAAUCUACUAGGGGACCCAGAAAACUUUACUCCAGCAAACCCACUUGUUACACCACCACAUAUUAAGCCCGAGUGAUAUUUCCUAUUUGCCUAUGCCAUCCUCCGAUCCCUCCCAAAUAAACUUGGUGGGGUAUUGGCUCUCUUAUUUUCAAUCAUAAUCCUCAUUUUAGUUCCAAUCCUACACACAGCAAAACAACGAGGAAGCACCUUUCGUCCACUAUCACAACUCCUCUUCUGACUACUUAUUUCCGAUAUCCUAACACUAACAUGAAUUGGUGGUCAACCAGUAGAACCUCCAUUUAUUAUUAUUGGACAACUAGCCUCAGCCCUUUACUUUAUUAUUUUCCUAAUUCUUAUACCAACCUUUGCCACACUAGAAAACAGUCUCCUAAAACUCUAAGCCCCACAGCCUUUAUAGCUUACCUAAGAGCACCGGUCUUGUAAGCCGAAGGUGUAAUGAUCCAUUACUAAAGGCACCCAACCACCACAGAACUCUACCAAAAAAGCCCCUUAGGGGCUUUUUUUGCCGAGUCAAAAAGCCCAACUCCCCUACCAACAGUAAAAUAUUAACUGUUACCAAAUUUUCCUAUCAUACUGUAUACUAAUAUGAACUAAUACCAAAUCUUACUACAGUUCCCGCCUGGACUUUAACCAAGACUUGUGGUCUGAAAAACCACCGUUGUUUUCAACUACAAAAACACAAUAACCACUUCUACCAAUUCCACAUAAAAUCUUAGCCUUUAUUUUAACCAUGCCUGCAAUCUCAACAAAACCCAUCAACACUAAAACAUACUAACUUAUUUCCACUAUCAAAAGAAGGACACAAGCCCCAUCACUGAUCCCCAAAACCAGCAUUUUCAUUAAACUAUCUUUUGAUCAACCUACUUGUUUUUUUUCCAAAUCAAAAAGCCCAACUCCCCUACUUCACCGGUAUCUCCCCCCCCCUCCUCUCUUCCUCCCAUGUUCUCUAAACAUGUUCUACUCUAUGUAUAUCGUGCAUUCAUUCGUCGCAAAGGCACGCAUAUCAUGUAAUACAUUUAACCUAAGACUUACUAAGAACGUAUAUUGUGUAUCGUGCAUAACACCAUUACCAUUGGCGUAUCUUGUCCAGAUACGUCUCUUUAUCAGCUGCGACAUAUCAUGAAUGCUUGGCAGACAUGAGAUCAAUGCACUACCCAAUGGGUUAUUUAUUAAUCUGGCAACUCACGUGAAACCAUCAACCCGCCCACUAGUACACCUUUGCACUAGCGUCAAGAGCCCUCAAACCGUAUCGCGGCAUUUCGGCAAGCCUUAUCACUUUUUCCGAGGCCUCUGGCUUCUCUCUCAGGUACAAUCUUGGUGGACCCGCUUUUUCUCACUUUUUCCGAGACCUCUGAUUUAUGGGUUAAUUACCCUCAUGCUCAUACCGAUAACAUCAUUUGCUCUGUCUGGCGGGGUCACCUCUCUCUCUUGAGACGGUGACCUCAGAACCCCACCUGUCACUCGCGUGACUGGUACCUGCGGGUCAGUUCAGCGGGACUUACGGUGCCAUGGGAAUCUUGACCAAACUCGAUAUAGUUGUUAUUUAAUUAAUGCUCUACGGACAUAGCUAACGUUCGAUUUGUCAAAUUUUUGUCAAAUUUUGUCAAAUUUUGUUCAAACGUUUUGCACUUGUUAUUCUCCAAAACUUUUCUACGUACGAAUGCACAUACGAAUGCACAUACGAACGUAUAUGUACGAACGUACGUACGUGCGUACUCGAACGAUACGCGUGCGUACGUAUACGUAUAUACGAACGUAUAUGUACGAACGAACGUACGUGCGUACUCGAACGAUACGCGUGCGUACGUAUACGUAUAUACGAACGUAUAUGUACGAACGAACGUACGUGCGUACUCGAACGAUACGCGUGCGUACGUAUACGUACAUGUACAAACGUAUAUGUACGAACGAACGUACGUGCGUACUCGAACGAUACGCGUGCGUACGUAUACGUAUAUGUACAAACGUACUUGCGUAAACUGUACAGCACACGCAUACGCAUUAUUUACUUUUUAUUUAUGGCAAACCCCCCUACCCCCCACCAAUAAUUUUCCGCUUAAUCAAAUUUUUUUCUCGUCAAACCCCCAAAAGCGAGAUUUAACUAAACUGAUAAACUAAAGGCGAUUACGGCUUUUUUCUCAUCAUACAGAUUGUAGAUGAACCGCAAUUAAUUAUAACGUUAUUGUAGCUUAUUACUAAAGCACGGCACUGAAGAUGCCGAGACGGAUAAUAAAACUUGUCCCAAAAACAUUUUUUUUGGUCCUAAACUUACCGUUAUUUUUUUAAUGAUUUUUUUUGUUAUUUUUUUGUUAUUUUUUUGUUAUUUUUUUAACAUACAAAAAUUUUAACGUUUUUAAACUACCUAGUACGGCACUGAAGAUGCCGAGACGGAUAAUGACCACCCAAAGACACAAUGUUUUGGUCCUGAGCCUGCCGAUAUUUUUUAUUAGACUUACACAUGCAAGCAUCCACACACCAGUGAAAAUGCCCACUAAUCUAAAAGACUAAUGGAGCUGGUAUCAGGCACAACCUAUUUGCCAAUGACACCUUGCCAUGCCACACCCUCACGGGUUUACAGCAGUGAUUAGUAUUAAAUAUAAGCGAAAGCUUGAUUUAGUCAUAGUAAUCACAAAGAGCCGGUAAAUUUCGUGCCAGCCACCGCGGUUAUACGAAAGACCCAAAAUAACGGCCCCCGGCGUAAAGCGUGGUUAGAAGUACUAAAAUUAAGGAUAAACACCUUCCCCGCUGUAAAACGCUUAAGAAGACAAGAAGCACACUCCCUUAAAACCAUUUAACACCACGAAAGCUGGGGAACAAACUGGGAUUAGAUACCCCACUAUGCCCAGCCGUAAACUUAGAUAGAAAAAUACUACCUAUCCGCCAGAGAACUACAAGCAAAAUACUUAAAACUCAAAGGACUUGGCGGCAUUCCACAUCAACCUAGAGGAGCCCGUCCAAUAAUCGAUAAUACACGCUCAACCCCACCAUUUUUGGCCACUCCAGCCUAUAUACCGCCGUCGCCAGCUAACCUUGUGAAAGAAAAGUAGUAAGCACAAUAGCCCUCACUAAAACGUCAGGUCAAGGUGUAGCUCAUAAAAUGGAUGUGAUAGGCUACAUUUUCUACCAUAGAAAACACGGAAAAUACAAUGAAACCUUGUAAUGGAAGGCGAAUUUAGAAGUAAAAUAAGAAAGGAUCCCUAUUUUAACACUGCCCUGGAAUGCGCACACACCGCCCGUCACCCUCCUCGAAACAACUAGAUGAGGUAAGUCGUAACAUGGUAAGCGUACUGGAAAGUGCGCUUGGUCUACAAAGAGUAGCUUAAAACAAAGCACUCAACUUACAAUUGAGAAACGUUAUUUACCUAACCUCUUUGCGCCAUAGCUGAAGCCCAACAAAACCGCCAAAUAUACUAUAUUAUUAAAAUCAAACCAUUUGACUAAAAAAGUAUUUGAGAAAGAACUUUUAAGCUGGAGCGAAAUUACCGCAAGGGAAAACUGAAAGAAAAAUGAAACAACUAAAGCACAACAAAGCAAAGAUCAACCCUUGUACCUCUCGCAUCAUGAUUUAGCAAGCAACCCCAGACAAAGAGGCCUUAAGCCUGACGUCCCGAAACUGAGUGAGCUACUUCCGGGCAAUAAUAUGAAUCAACUCGUCUCUGUGGCAAAAGAGUGAGAUGACCUAGAAGUAGAGGUGAAAAGCCAAACGAACACAGUGAUAGCUGGUUGCCUCACAAAAAAAUUUAAGUUUAGCCUUAGACAUCAUCUAUCCUACACCAAGACAAAUCUAAGAACUAUUCAAUAAAGGUACAGCUUUAUUGAACCCGGAUACAACCGGACAAUGGAGAUUAUUAUUUUACAAAACUAGUAGGCCCUAAAGCAGCCACCAAGAAGAACCGCGUCAAAGCAAUAAACCAACCAAAUAUCAAAAAUAACAACCACCCAAAAAUAAAUGAGGCCACUCUAUAUUAAUAUAGAGAAACCAAUGCUAAAACUAGUAACAUGAAAACUUCUCUCAGCACGACCUUAAGUCAAACUAGAAAAUCUACCGACAAUUAACAGAAAACAUACUACACAUACUGUUCUAACCACUGUAGACCCAACACAGGAGUGCCAAAAAGAAAGAUUAAAUUCCCCAAAAGGAACUCGGCAAACGUAUUAUCCCAACUGUUUACCAAAAACAUAGCCUUUAGCCACAAAAAGUAUUAAAGGUCCAACCUGCCCAGUGAAAUUUUAAACGGCCGCGGUAUCCUAACCGUGCAAAGGUAGCGUAAUCACUUGUCCCCUAAAUAGGGACUAGUAUGAAUGGUUAAAUGAGGAUAAACCUGUCUCUUGCGGAAAAUCAGUGAAACUGAACUCCCAGUACAAAUGCUGGAAUUAACCCACAAGACGAGAAGACCCUGCGGAGCUUUUAAACCAACCUCAAAACUAAAUUUAAGGUGAGUUUUCAGUUGGGGCGACUUCGGAACAAAACUAAGCUUCCGAGCAAGAGAAAUACCUCUCGCAGUGGCUAACAAGCCAAAGCAUUAAUAAACUAUGACCCGGAUUUAAUCCGAUUAACGAACCAAGUUACCCCAGGGAUAACAGCGCUAUCUUCUUUAAGAGUCCAUAUCAACAAGAAGGCUUACGACCUCGAUGUUGGAUCAGGACACCCAAAUGGUGCAGCCGCUAUUAAUGGUUCGUUUGUUCAACGAUUAACAGUCCUACGUGAUCUGAGUUCAGACCGGAGAAAUCCAGGUCGGUUUCUAUCUAUGAGCCCUCUUAUUCAGUACGAAAGGAUAAAUAAGAAAGGACCAAAUUUAAACCAAGUCCUCCUAACUACAGCUGACGUCAACUCAACUAUACUGUAGGGCACUACUCUGGCCAAGACAAGGCCAUUUAUUAGGGUGGCAGAGCCAGGUUAACUGUAAAAGGCCUAAGCCCUUUUCCCCAGAUGUUCAAAUCAUCUCCCUAAUCAUGCACCAACUUAUAAUCUCAGCAAUUAACCCUUUACUAUACAUUAUUCCAAUUCUCCUAGCCGUAGCAUUCCUAACCUUACUAGAACGAAAAGUCAUCGGAUAUAUGCAACUACGAAAAGGCCCAAACAUUGUUGGACCCUACGGGCUCUUACAACCUAUCGCAGACGGACUAAAAUUAUUUAUUAAAGAACCUAUUCACCCAACACAAUCUUCCAAAACAUUAUUUAUCCUUGCCCCAACCCUGGCCCUUACACUAGCCAUAAUACUAUGAACCCCAAUACCAAUGCCCUACGCACUAGCAGAUAUAAACCUAGGACUCCUAUUUAUUUUAGCUCUAUCAAGCAUAACUGUCUACUCCAUCUUAUGAUCCGGAUGAGCCUCAAACUCAAAAUAUCCACUCAUAGGAGCCCUACGAGCAGUUGCCCAAACCAUUUCCUAUGAGGUUACACUAGGAGUAAUCAUACUAGCAACAAUCAUAAUUGCAGGAGGCUUCACCCUUCAAACACUAUCCACAACACAAGAACAAGUAUGACUUUUACUAUGUUCUUGACCACUAGCUAUAAUAUGAUUUACCUCAACACUGGCAGAGACAAACCGUGCUCCAUUUGACCUAACAGAGGGCGAAUCAGAACUAGUUUCCGGCUUCAACGUAGAAUAUGCAGCAGGCCCAUUCGCCCUAUUUUUUUUAGCCGAAUAUAUAAAUAUUAUUAUAAUAAACACACUAUCAUGCUUUUUAUUUAUUAACCCAGGACUCACUCAACCAGAGCUAUUUUCAACCAACAUCAUACUUAAAACAAUAGCCCUAUCUAUCCUAUUCUUAUGAACUCGAGCAUCAUACCCACGACUACGAUAUGACCAAUUAAUACACCUUCUAUGGAAAAACUUUCUCCCACUUACCCUAGCUCUAUGCCUACUACACAUCUCACUUCCAAUUUCCCUAUCAGGACUUCCCCCCCAGCACUAGGAGCUGUGCCUGAACUAAAGGACUACUUUGAUAGAGUAGAACAUAGGGACUACACCCCCUCAGCUCUUAAAAAAACAGGAAUUGAACCUGUACCUGAGAACCCAAAAUUCCCCGUACUUCCAUUAUACUGUUUCCUAGUAAAGUCAGCUAAAUAAGCUUUCGGGUCCAUACCCCGAAAAUGUCGGUUUAACCCCCUCCUUUACUAAUUAAUCCACUAAUCACAUUAUUUUUUCUAUCAAGCCUUGCCACAGGUACCAUCAUCACAAUAUCAAGCCAUCAUUGAUUAAUAGCCUGAAUAGGACUAGAAAUUAAUACACUCGCAAUCAUUCCAAUUAUAACAAAACCCCACCACCCACGAGCUACAGAAGCCGCAACCAAAUACUUCCUUACACAAGCAGCUGCCUCCGCAAUAAUCCUACUAUCAAGCUCUAUUAAUGCCUGACAUACGGGCCAAUGAGACAUCACACAACUAACAAACCAAAUAGCCUGUUCCCUAAUAACCGCGGCCCUAGCCAUAAAAUUAGGCCUUGCCCCCGUACACUUCUGACUUCCAGAAGUAAUACAAGGCACAACAAUAAAGACAGCAAUAAUUAUCACAACAUGAAUAAAACUAGCCCCCCUAUCCCUCCUACUACUAAUCCACAAUUCCCUAAACCACACAAUCAUAUUAACACUAGGCAUCCUCUCAAUCCUAAUUGGAGGCUGAGGAGGCUUAAAUCAAACCCAACUACGCAAAAUCAUAGGUUUCUCAUCAAUCUCCCAUCUAGGCUGAAUAACAAUAAUUAUCACCAUGUCACCAACCCUCACAAUACUAAAUCUAACAGUCUAUAUCAUUAUAACUUUAACAAUAUUUCUCCUACUAACCCUCUCCCAGACAAAAACAACACAAAAUAUAACGACCUGAACCACUCCACUUACACCAGCCCUAGCCACACUGACCCUUCUAUCACUAGGAGGGUUACCCCCACUAACAGGGUUCAUGCCGAAAUGGCUAAUCCUGCAAGAACUAAUUACCCAACAAACCACAGUCAUUGCAACCAUCGCAGCAAUUUCAUCACUCCUAAACCUAUUCUUUUACCUCCGAUUAUCUUACAUCACAACCCUUACCACAUCACCAAACACCACCCCUCUAUUAUCCAAAUGACGAUUUAAACUAACACCAAAAACAGCUACAAUAACUAUAUUUAUUAUUUCAACCCUCGCUCUCCCAAUAACCUUUACCAUAACCUAGAAACUUAGGAUAACGAUAAACCAAGAGCCUUCAAAGCCCUAAACAAGAGUAAAACUCUCUUAGUUUCUGAUCAAGAUCUGUAGAACUCUAUUCCACAUCUUCUGACUGCAACUCAAACACUUUAAUUAAGCUAAGACCUCACUAGAUAGACAGGCCUUUAUCCUGCAAACAAUUAAUUAACAACUAAUCACCCAAUCCAGCGGGCUUCUAUCUACCUUCUCCCGCUUUUAGAAACGGGAGAAGCCUCGGCAUCCUAAAGAUGCUUCUUCAAAUUUGCAAUUUGAUGUGGAUCACUCCGAAGCUACUUGAUAAGAGUAGGACAUCCCUACGUAAUCAGGACUACAGCCUGCCGCCUAAACUCGGCCAUCUUACCUGUGAUAAUAACCCGCUGAUUCUUCUCAACCAACCAUAAAGACAUUGGCACCCUAUAUCUUAUCUUCGGGGCCUGAGCGGGCAUAGUGGGAACCGCCCUAAGUCUCCUAAUUCGAACUGAGCUAAGCCAGCCUGGCAUAUUCAUUGGAGACGACCAAAUCUACAACGUAGUGGUCACCGCCCACGCAUUCGUAAUAAUUUUCUUUAUAGUAAUGCCUAUUAUGAUCGGCGGCUUCGGAAACUGACUAGUUCCACUAAUAAUUGGAGCCCCAGACAUGGCCUUCCCCCGAAUAAACAACAUAAGCUUCUGACUUCUUCCGCCAUCUCUCCUGCUAUUACUUGCCUCAUCCGGCGUGGAAUCUGGCGCAGGAACAGGAUGAACAGUUUAUCCGCCAUUGGCCGGAAACCUUGCUCACGCCGGAGCCUCUGUAGACCUUACAAUUUUUUCUCUCCACCUAGCAGGCGUAUCAUCAAUUCUAGGAGCAAUUAACUUUAUCACCACCUGUAUUAAUAUAAAACCACCAUCAAUAUCUCAAUACCAAACACCACUUUUCGUCUGAUCCGUCCUAAUCACAGCCGUCUUGCUCCUAUUAUCCCUGCCGGUACUGGCCGCUGGCAUUACAAUGCUACUAACAGACCGAAACCUUAACACAUCAUUCUUUGAUCCUGCAGGAGGAGGUGACCCAGUACUGUACCAACAUCUAUUCUGAUUCUUUGGACACCCAGAAGUGUAUAUUCUUAUUCUCCCAGGAUUUGGAAUAAUCUCACACAUCGUCACAUACUAUGCAGGCAAAAAGGAACCUUUCGGCUAUAUAGGCAUGGUCUGAGCCAUAAUAUCUAUCGGCUUCCUUGGAUUUAUCGUAUGAGCCCACCAUAUAUUUACCGUAGGCAUAGAUGUAGACACCCGUGCCUAUUUUACCUCCGCUACAAUAAUUAUUGCAAUCCCAACUGGUGUUAAAGUGUUUAGCUGACUAGCGACCCUCCAUGGAGGUAUAAUCAAAUGAGACGCUGCCAUACUUUGAGCCCUUGGAUUUAUUUUCCUAUUUACAGUAGGUGGCCUAACAGGAAUUGUCCUAGCAAACUCCUCUCUAGACAUUGUACUUCACGAUACUUACUAUGUAGUAGCCCACUUUCACUACGUCCUGUCUAUAGGAGCCGUGUUUGCGAUCAUAGGUGGUUUUAUCCAUUGAUUCCCACUAUUUUUUGGCUACACACUCAACAAAACUUGAACAAAAAUUCACUUCGUAAUAAUAUUUAUUGGAGUUAACCUAACAUUCUUCCCGCAACACUUCUUAGGGCUGGCCGGAAUGCCGCGACGAUACUCAGACUACCCAGAUGCCUACACAAUUUGAAAUACAGUAUCAUCAAUUGGCUCAAUAAUCUCAUUAGUUGCUGUAAUUACAAUAAUGUUCAUUAUUUGAGAGGCUUUUGCUGCAAAACGAACAGUAUCAACACUUGAACUAUCAACUACAAACAUAGAGUGACUUAAUGGGUGUCCUCCCCCAUACCACACUUUUGAAGAACCAACCUUCCUACAACAAAACCACACAUCCUCUAGACAAGAUAGGGCGGAAUCGAACCACCUUCUACUGGUUUCAAGCCAACAACAUAACCACUAUGCUUCUUUCUUCAUAA
Molecule: messenger RNA, 16217 nt
Organism: Hemicordylus capensis (graceful crag lizard)
Lineage: Eukaryota; Metazoa; Chordata; Lepidosauria; Squamata; Cordylidae
Product: ATP synthase subunit a-like
Exons: 1
Biological process (GO): proton motive force-driven ATP synthesis
Molecular function (GO): proton transmembrane transporter activity
Source: RefSeq, a predicted model, not a curated record